UGCGCAUAAAGGCGUUUCUACCGCCAUUUCUCGCAUGAUUAAUUUGACAACGCAAAAAGAUCCCACCAUGUCGAAACCACAAAUUAUCUGUUCGCAUUCAUACAAUUGUACCAAACCGCCAUACAAAAAUUCCGCACUUGGUUUUAUUUUCGUAGACAGAUUUUGGACGGAGUAAAAUCUCUCGCUUCGCCUCUUCCUUCCUUUCUGGUUUGGAUCAACACUUCCGGAACACUUUCAUAUCAGUGGAGGCGAACUGAACAGGGCUCUGGGAGGCGUAGCUUGACAUAACCUUAGCCAAAUUGACAUCUCGACCUUGUUUCUGGCGUAAUUGUCACUACACAAACGGAAAAUAAAUGACUAAAUGCACCCAGGAUCACAUUGAAAGAUACCUGUGAAAGCUCUUGCUUCCCACCCAAAUGUCACAGUGACAGGGGCGGGCGGAGGCAGAGCCCGUUGCCCCGGCCCCUUUGCCCAACUGCAGAGCAGCCCCUGUCAGGGAGCACACCCUCCCAUUCCAGUCCUCUGGGUGGCACUUUGAGCCAUGGAGCACCCACGGGAGAAAGAGGGUGAGAGACCUGCACGCAGCAGCAAGGCAGGUCAGGGGCGCAGCGGGCACUCGCGCCCCUCGGGAUCAGGCUCCUCUGGAGUGCUCAUGGUGGGGCCCAACUUCCGUGUGGGCAAGAAGAUCGGCUGUGGUAACUUUGGAGAGCUGAAGUUGGGUAAAAAUCUCUACACCAAUGAGUAUGUUGCAAUAAAAUUGGAACCAAUCAAAUCAAGGGCACCACAGCUGCAUUUGGAGUACCGGUUUUACAAAACAUUAGGCAGCACAGCGGAGGGUCUUCCUCAGGUCUUCUACUUUGGGCCUUGUGGGAAAUACAAUGCCAUGGUGUUGGAGCUGCUGGGUCCCAGUCUAGAAGACCUCUUUGACCUUUGUGACAGGACCUUCUCUCUUAAGACCGUUUUGAUGAUGGCUAUUCAGCUGCUAUCCCGGAUGGAGUACGUCCACUCCAAGAACCUCAUCUACCGAGACGUGAAGCCAGAGAACUUCCUCAUCGGGCGGCAGGGGCACAAGCAGGAGCACAUCAUCCACAUAAUUGACUUUGGCCUGGCCAAAGAGUACAUCGACCCCGAGACCAAAAAACACAUCCCCUACAGGGAACACAAGAGCCUCACAGGGACCGCCCGCUACAUGUCUAUUAACACCCACUUAGGAAAAGAGCAAAGUCGACGGGAUGACCUGGAAGCCCUGGGCCACAUGUUCAUGUAUUUCCUACGAGGGAGUCUGCCGUGGCAAGGACUCAAGGCUGACACCCUGAAAGAGCGAUACCAGAAGAUUGGCGACACCAAGCGCAACACUCCCAUCGAGGUCCUCUGUGAAAGCUUUCCAGAAGAGAUGGCCACCUACCUGAGCUACGUGAGGCGGUUGGACUUCUUUGAGAAGCCCGACUACGAGUAUUUGAGGACUCUGUUCACCAAGCUGCUUGAGCGCAAAGGAUACACCUUUGACUACACCUACGACUGGGAUGGCAGACCGAUUCCUACUCCAGUGGGGGCUGUCAACGUGGACUCGGGUGCGUCUGCCAUCACGAGAGAAAGCAACACUAACAGAGACAGGCCCUCUCAGCAACAACCCCUACGGAACCAGACGGCAGCAUCAGACCGCAGAGGGGCAUGGGAUGCACAGCCCCACCGGCAGACAAACUCCUCCUACCUGAGCAGCUCCCACCUGGCCGCAGACAGGCAUGGGGGCUCUGUGCAGGUGGUCAGCUCCACCAAUGGGGAACUGAACGCCGAUGACCCAAUGACGGCCCAUUCCAACGCACCUAUCGCAGCGCAGGCCGAAGUGGAGGUGGUGGAUGAGGCCAACUGCGUGAAAAUGCUCAACCUGUGGUGUUGUUGCUUCUUCAAGCGAAAACGGAAGAAGAACUCUCCACGGCAGAAAUGAUCUCCUGCUACCCUGUCCGGUGUCGCUGAGCGAGUUUGGUUUUAAAGAAACUAAUGAAGGGACAUUUCUGGGAGGGAGUUGUGAGAGAGACUUGUUAUUACAAGAGAAAAAAUGGGAUUCUUACUGACCUGGACCUACUGAAUGGAACUACUAUACACAUGAAGACCUUGGCCACAAAGUCCUUUCUUUUCUUUUCUUUCUCGGUGGCUGAAUGGAUGAAUGACUAAAUUUGACUUUUGACCUUUCCUCUGGAUACUGGAGGAUGCUUGAGGACAUCUCUUCAUCUGCCCCAGUUUUUUUUCUUUCUUUUGCUCAAGCGGAGAUCAAAAGUCAAGUCUUCCCCUCUCCAUUUCUCUUUUCAGGUGUGAGGAGACCAGUCUAGCAGUCUAUAGACCUCUAUCACCUUUCUCUUUCUUUCUUGUGUCUCCUCUUUCUCUCUCACCAAACCCACUCACAUCCACAGUAAAAGCCGGUCUUAAGCUGUCCCUUUUGCUUUUUGUUCAUACAAAUUCAUGUCUGUACAUACGUAGGUGUGGAUGUUUGUUUGAAUGUGCCCUAAUGGCUAAUUGGUUCAUAUGCCACGAAGCUCCUCCCACUCAACCCUGUUUGACUGUCUUUUGAAGAAGGCAUUAUAGAUGAUGCUUCCUAGUCCUGAAGUAACCUUGCUCCAACCCUAGACACCUCCAUGGUCCCUUGUAGAUCGGCAAAGAUGCCACAGAUUCUUUCAAAUCUAUCAAGAAGGGUCUGCAGGUUGAUUUGGGAUUGGCAUAAGUAGUCAAAGCAAAAGAAGCACUUUUCUAAUGGAUCCUUGCCAGAAAAAAACCUGAUGAGUACCAAUUCACCUCUAAACAAUCACUAAAUUUGCCUGCUGCCUCCAUAUGUGUUAAAACCAAUUGUGCUAAUUUCAAUGAUAUGCAAGAAAAAUGUUAGACCGCAGCGAGUGACCAAAGGAAUGUGUGUGAACAGAGGACCUAUUAUGUUACCAGAUUUAGAUUUAACUGAAAAUGAUUUGUAUUCUAGAUCCAUGUUUGAUGCACUGGUCAUUAUUACCCACCCACUCCUUUUCAGCUUUUCAAUUUCAGGCCAAUUGUAAAAAAAAAAGUUGGCUAAUUGUAAAAAAAAAAAAAAUAAUUGGCUAAUUGUAAAAAAUAAAAUAAAAAUGCUGGCCAAUUGUAAAAAAAUAAAAAUGUUGGCCAAUUGUAAAAAAUGUUGGGGGGGGGUAUCACCAAUAGAUCUGUUAUGAGUUGCAUUUCGCAUUGCUUUUGGUAACAUUGCCGGUACCUGUAAACUGGUCCCUGUUAUCCACAAACACCUAACUUUGUUUCUGUGUGGAUUUAGGAAAAGUUGCUUCCAAAUGCUGAUCUAAGGUCAGUUGUAGAUUUUUUUUUUUGACCUCUCAAUGUUUAAAGCUAGGAUUGGGCUAGAGUGAACUGACACCAGAUGUACACUUUAGGGAGGCUUCUACCUCCAGUCUGUCUGUUUUGUAAUGAAUCUGGGACAAGGAGAACAGACUUGGCUCUCCUAUUGAUUUAGAUGCUACUGCUCCUCCUGCUGGCCUUACCAUGUAAUGCCUUAAUCAGACCACAUCUCUUCAGAGCCUAUCAGGAUAGGCAUCUGUUCACUGCAACAACACACCAGCCAAUAAGAAGACAUGUUGACAAGUCUGGUUCCUAUAGAGCAGUGUUGCUCAACUGGAUUCCUGGGGUAUCUUAUGGUGUUACAUAUUUUUGUUCUAGCCCAGCCUGAACACCUGAAUCACCUAAUUACAGGUUUAAUGAUUAGUUUAGUAUUAUUUUUGAAUCAGGUGUGUUUGCUGGGCUAGAACAAAAAAUGGAGCUACGGUGUGGACGCUCAAGACCUGGACUUAAGAAAUGGAACCUGUAGAGAGGGAGACUAUACAGCUGCCUCAAUGCCCCUUAGAAGUCAAAAUUAUUUAGCCUGUGGAAAUGGUUGCGUUUUAGGAGGUGACACUGUGGUCUCUCACUUUAAAUCAAUUUUAGCGCAGACAAGGUUGAGAAAGCAGAAUUUGAAGGUUUCAAAUAGAGGAACCUCAAUUUCUUUCCUCUAAGGUCAUCAGAGUGAAAGGAAGUGAAGGGCCUUUUAUUAUUCUUCAGAUAUGCUUAUUUGUGUUUCUCUGCAGUCAAAACAUUUGAGGUUGUAAAAUGCUACAUUUUACAAUAAUAUUCUACCCUCUUGGUAAACCUCAUUGUUUACUCCUGAGUUAUCUUGUCUGUUUUCAAUUUAUUUUGUUUUGUGUUGUCAAUGUGAACUGAAAAUGUAUGAUGUCCUGUAAUUUGUAUUUUUUUAAUCAUUGAAUGAUCUUGCUUUUUCAUGGGGGGAAGUAUUUAAACAGCGAUUGAGUGCACUACUUAUUUUGUACCUACUGUUGACUGCAGUUAGAAUGCCAGCCUCGCUCUCUACCAUCUAGAUACUAUCCACUGUUUCACUUGUGUAUUAUGGAAAUGGUGGAAAGAACUCUGUGGCUUUGAGUCAAGCUGGAAGAAUUGUCAAUUUCCUUAUGCUUCUAUUGAAUAACUCCCUUGUACACAGACAGACACACGGGCUUGUGUGAUACGUUCCUAUGAUACGUUUUUAUCUUUGGAGUCAGUUCUCUAGCUGUCUUUUAUAGGGAUGGACAAACAGAAGCUAUGUAUAUUUUUGAGUAACAAAGCAGUUUUUUUGGUGCUGUGUGCAAAUGUUGUAUUCUUCUUUGAAAGUGUAUGUCUUGAGUAAGUAUCUCUGCAGUUUAAAUUAUUUCAAACGUACUUGAAUUGAAAGAUGUGGGAUGAGUCUUGGUCAAGUAGUGGAAUGUCAGGAUUUACUCAAAUGCCAUUGUCUGACUAAAUAAUGUGCUUGUGAGUGACCUUAAUUCAUGGAUGGUCAGUUGAUUCACCCACCUAUCAUUCAGACUUUCAGACAUCGCUGCUGACCACACCAGGAUAAUUGUGAAGUGGGUAAAAGGCUUAGGCUGUUGUGUCAUGUGGUGUCGCUCUCCUUCUCUUGAUCUCUCCCUUUCUCUCUCCUUCACCUUGUUGUUUUUGGUGGCUUCCUCCCUUCCUUGAAGUAAUUAGUGAUAUAUAACGUGACAGUUGAAAGAAAUGGCUUUUCCCGUAUGGAUUUCACCUGUCUAGUCAUGUCCAAUCAGUGAUUACUUGAAGGAAGAGAGAAAGGACUGUAUUUAUCCCAGGCCUUUUGACUUUCUAUGACACUGGUGCAGCAUGGAGGUGCUGACCCCAGUGUUUCUUGAGAGAACAGAGGAUAUAUUUUCCACUAGUUACCACAGCCAUAUUGUCAAAAUUGGCUAUAUCGUAAAAAUGUAUGACACUUUUUGGUCUUAAUUUAAGGUUAGUGUUAUGCAUAAUAUUAGCAGUGUGGUUAGAGGUAGGUUUAAAAUUACAUUUUUAAGAACAUAAAUCGUAGAAGUAGGGAGUGUUUAUGACUUCGUGGCUAGGGUAACUAGUGAAGACCAGAGGACUUUUACUAGCUUAUUCACCGGAGUCCCACACGCCCCCUGAUGGCAGUAUAUAUUUGCCCAUGCAGCCUUCUGAUCCCACUGGGGGUAAUUUUGACGCUGCACAUUCCUUUUCCUCCAUAACAUGUUAACGCAACCUCCUCCGAUGGCAGGGUUUGUUUGAGAUGUCACUCACUGUAUCAGGAUGCGCUGACUAUGAAUAUGUAUACCUCAGAGAAAAGCCAUUACUGUCUCUAGCACACACACGCACACACUUUUUGUUCUUUCAUCUCAGUCUUUGCUCCCCAGUGCCAGCUUCAUGACCUCUAACCUUCCUCUGGUGCCAUGGGUGCUGAAAUGUUAACAUGUUGUAGACAUGAGCCCUAUUCUCUGCUCUUAAGAUGGUGACAUUUUGACACUUGCGUUUGGUGGGUUAGCUGUAUCAUUGCAAGUGCUUUUGGAGAAACCAUUCAGAAAUAUUGUUUUGUUUUUUGCCAUGUUAUUGCUUACCUGCUGUCUUCCCAGGCCGUGCUUGUGUAACAACCAUACCAUCUCAGAAUUGGUAUGGUUAUGUAAUGUCAAAAAUACGCAAAAGGUCUUAUUUUGCUUUAGAUCAUUUACGUGACUAAGAAUUCAUGAGGCUUCUACUAUAGUAGUAUUGCUUAUGAUUACACAUCAUUUUUUUCAAUAAGUAUUCUUGACCUGCUUUUCUUGCUUGAUCCCAACAACCAAAGUUAUUGUUUUGGCAUCCUUGUUUUCUUGUCAUUGUACUUCCUUAAUAUUAAUGGAACCACUUACUUUAAUACAUACUUGAAAUGUUUUGCCACAGUUUGUGCAACAUGUACAUAUGUACAGUCACUUAUAAAUGAUCUAGAUGCUACGGGGGGGCAUGACUUGGUACCCUCUCCAUCAGCAACUAGAAGACGACACUGAGUCAGAUGGCUUUGACCAGUUGUAUCCUCGUCAUGUCUUCUGCAUCUAGGGGUAGAUUAAUUCAACCUGCGGUUUUCUCAUUGGCUUUAAGCACAAUUAUUAUUGUACUGGUAUGCUUUUGUGUAUUUAAAGAAUACUAUCUUGCUUGAAUGAAACGGGUCCAUCAGGGCCUUAAUGACCAUUUUCAUCGUUGCUGGUUCCUUUUUCAUUCUCACUGUCAUUCCAGACAAUCUCUCCACUUCCUCAGUGUUGGAGAGACCAUUUAUCGAUGGUUGCUUGCAUUUGUCCACAAAUGUGUAGGGCACGAGCUGCAAAGACUGCUCAAGUGAGGUAGACUUUUUCCGACAUUACGUUCAGAGUUGUUUAAACUGUAGACCUCCAGUGGUUAGAGACAAGACUGCAAUAUUGUACUGAUUAUUUUCAAUUGUAAAUUAUGUAAAGUUGAUUAUGUUCAAAUGGGAGUCUAUUUUCUUGAUCCGUUUUUCUUUUCUCCCUCUUCAAAGCUGUCUCCUGUUCUGGUAAUAGUUUCAAAGCUAUGAAUAUGAGUCAAGUAUUACAAUUGUAUUAUGAAUAUUACUGUGUUGAAUCAUGAAUGUUACUUCAAAAUGUAUUUGAAUGCUUUAACCUGGUUAAGGGCUCCAAUCGUGAAGAACCCCUUUUUUUUCAGGUUUUUGAAAUAAUUUUUUUUUUACAGAAAGAAACGAGGUCUAGACUCUUUCUGUCUUAAUGCCUACCCCCUUCGCCCCCAGAAGCCUCAAGUGAAAUGUGUCUUGGGACCUUUCCAAAAUCUUACUUUUUAUUCCCUCCUAACUUAAAGGGGAAAUCAAGUUUGCACCCUUUUUUAUGUAAAAUAAAUCUCUCUUAACCUUUA
This is a messenger RNA of Salvelinus fontinalis (brook trout), 7200 nucleotides long. RefSeq names its product casein kinase I-like. Lineage: Eukaryota; Metazoa; Chordata; Actinopteri; Salmoniformes; Salmonidae. The coding region runs from base 542 to 1945 and encodes 467 amino acids. Gene Ontology annotation, molecular function: protein serine/threonine kinase activity; ATP binding. The record is from RefSeq and is a predicted model, not a curated record. The transcript is spliced from 14 exons. Gene Ontology annotation, cellular component: plasma membrane; cytoplasm; nucleus. Gene Ontology annotation, biological process: positive regulation of canonical Wnt signaling pathway; peptidyl-serine phosphorylation; endocytosis.